Messenger RNA from Paramecium octaurelia, 910 nucleotides. NCBI's taxonomy places the organism in Eukaryota, Ciliophora, Oligohymenophorea, Peniculida, Parameciidae. The record is from the annotation of a GenBank genome assembly.
AUGAUCAAAAUAUUGAUUUUAUUGGCAUAAUUUCUUGAAUUUUUGUUUUCAGUCUCAUUAUGCACAUUCAUGAAGAUUGGAAGAGAAGAAACCAAAAUGAGUGGCAGAGUUCUAAAGUUUGCUUACAGAGUUGAAAAAAAUCUGCUUUACAACUAUGAAUUCGGACCAUAUACUAAAGUAGGUAAUCACUAAUCAUUAGGAUAUAAGGCUUUGCUUGAUUCCAUUUUUACUACCAACUAUUUGCAAGAAAUUAAUUAAUAUCAAAUCGUCAUUCAGUUUUUAUGAGCUAUUGCUUGCAUUAAUUGAUAUUUUAUCGCUCGUUGAUUAUAUCAAUACAACAGAAUCUUAUCAGAGAUAUUGUCUAGUAUAUACAAUUAGAGUUAUGAGAACUAUGAUGAUGCUGUUUGAAUUAGUUUAGGAAAUUACCAAAAUGGUAAUACUUCACUAUGAGUAAAUUUUGUAGAAUAGAUUAUUAUAUAUGCAACAAAAGAAACAAUCCAUAAAAAACAGCAAUAUUCAAUAACAAUAGUUAUUAUCAAUCCAAUAAUAGCAAAUUCUUAAUGAAGAUUUUGAUUCAGAUGAAUAAUCUAAAUUAAGCAUUAUAAAAAAAUAACAAUAAUAAUAAUCAAUAAUAAAACGAAUAAUAUUUCCACAAAUGAAGAUCCCUUGCUUUUUAUUAAAUUUAAUAAUCAAUUAAUAAUAAUAUUAUAUCUAAAUUAUAGAUCCAUGGAGCUUUGAUAAGUCAUUCUCAUCGAUUUCUAUCAGGGAAUAACUAUUAAUUAUGAUUAAACUUAAUUAUUGUUGCUAAAUAUAUUAAACUUUAAAGAAAACUAAAUGUAAUUAGAAAGCCCUACAUAAGUAUCGAGAGUAAAUAGCAGAAUAUUUAUCUUAAUUAAUUUGGAUGAAUUGA